GUCUCCUGCUGGCACUGAGGCAGACGACGAUUUCGAGGGACGGAGGCAGAGGAUCGGAGCGCGGCGGCGGCGGCGUCCAUGGAGAGCACCGAGGGGCCGAGGAAGAGGCAGCGAGUCGCCCCGGCCUCGGCCUCCGCUGCCCCGUACAUCCCCGACGAGCUCGUCCGGAACAUCCUCGUCCGCCUCCCUUCCCGGUCCGUCCUCCGCUGCCGCGCCGUCUGCAAGGCCUGGCUCCGGAUGGCCUCCGACCCCGGGUUCGCGCUCGAGCACCACCGCCUCCAGCCGGCGCUGCCCCUCGUCUCCUUCCUCCGCGGCGGCGCCGGCAGCAGCAGCAAGGAGGCGGCGGGCGCGGAUCCCGUGGGCCGCUGCGUCGAGGCCUUCGACCUCCGUGCCGACGAGUUCCGACCCGCCGUCCGGUUCGCCGGCAGCGGCCGGUUCCACAUCCACGGCUCCUGCGACGGCCUCCUCCUCCUCAGCUUCGAGGACCGCUUCUUCGUCUGCAACCCGGCCACGCGCCAGUGGACGCGCCUCCCUGCGCCGCUCCGCUCGUCCUGGUUCGUCGGCUUCUACCGCCACGAGCCCACCGGCGAGUACCGGGCCCUGUUCUUCCGGGGCGACUGGGCCAACUGGCCCGGCACGGACUACUACAUCCUGGUGCCGGACUCCCGGAAGGGGAGGGGAAUCGGCCUACCGUCGGAGAAAACCGGGUACAGAUUCAGCGGGGAACCGCUCGGCCCGCCGGUCCUGCUCCGUGGCAGCCUCCACUGGAUGCCGCGGCAGGUGCGGAGCCACGCGAUCAUGGUGUUCGACACGGCCACCGAGGUGAUCACCUUCAUGGACCCUCCCGUGGUACGGGAGCACAUGUCGUUGCUCGAGGUGGACGGCGAGCUCGCCAUGUUCAGCUGCGGAAACCGAGUCACCAUGGUCGAGCUCUGGCUUCUCAAGGACUACGCGAACGGCAUUUGGGUCUGCGGGCACCGGGUCCGGUUGCCGGCGGUGGAGGUCAGCACCUUCGUCUUCGACGAGUCCUGGCGCAUGUUCUUCAUGUCGGAAGAGGGGGUUGUGAUAGUCACCCCAGAGCAGAAGCUGCUGCACUAUGACAUGAAUGGGACUCUGCGAGAAAGUUUCCCCUGCAAUGGCCGCAAUCUCAAGAUCACUCCGUACACUCUCAAGGAAAGCCUCGUCCGGCAUACAUUCUUCGAGACACAUGACAAUGCUGGUGGUCGUGAUGAUGAACCGCCGCCGCCUUUCUUCCGGGGGCUGUAGAAUUGGUGGUGAUUGUGGCUUCCUAUAUGGACCUUGGUUGCAGUUGAUCAGCAGUUCAUGCUCCACAGUCCAGAUGUUAGUGUUGAUAGAUGAAGAAGUAAGCUAGCUUGUCUGAUACUCUGAUGCAUCUCUUUUAUGCUCAGCAAUGCCUCCUUAACAGUAGUUUAAAUUGUCAAACUGGUUCUCAACUCUCAUUAGUUGGAUGGGGUUUAGUUUAGUUUGAUGUUCCGAAACUAUUUGUCUUGCAGUUCUGCGUAUUCUCUGAACAUUAAUGCGAAAGACUCUUUGGUUAAGCCUUGCAAUGUACUUUCUGGUCAUGGCCGCGGCUAUUCAACUUGUUUGUACUAUUGCAUCAAGA
Messenger RNA from Panicum hallii, 1624 nucleotides. RefSeq names its product F-box protein At5g49610-like. Bases 79 to 1266 code for a protein of 395 amino acids. The transcript is spliced from 2 exons. Gene Ontology annotation, molecular function: protein binding. The record is from RefSeq and is a predicted model, not a curated record. NCBI's taxonomy places the organism in Eukaryota, Viridiplantae, Streptophyta, Magnoliopsida, Poales, Poaceae.